GAAUCCAGACACUGGACUUAAUAAUUUUGGGUAUCAUAGGCUGAUCGAUCCCCCAAAGAUCGCAGUUGACCUCUGUCAAUCCCGGUCUGCGGUCGAUGCCCUAAUCCCGGCGACAAAUAAAGAAGCGGCAGUGUUGUUAGAUUACCAGAGCUCGCUCGUUGCUGAGAGGAAGUUGGGGGAGAAGAGAUGAGGAAGCGUGACUUGGGGAUUCUUAUGCUCUCCGCCUUUGCAAUCUUCUUCUCCCUCCAGCAUGAAGGUGAUCUAUCUUUUAAGGAGGCUUGGGUACAUCUCACCGAUGAAUACCCAAUCAAAUAUGAAGCUGAGCGCCUUCCACCACCAAUUGUUGCUGAUCUGAAUGGGGAUGGAAAAUUUGAAGUGCUUGUUGCGACACAUGAUGCAAAAAUUCAGGUACUGGAGCCACAUGCUAGACGUGUGGAUGAAGGAUUCAGUGAAGCACGAGUAUUGGCUGAGAUUUCCUUACUGCCAGAUAAGAUCCGCAUAUCAUCUGGAAGACGGCCUGUUGCUAUGGCAGCAGGCUAUGUUGAUCGAAGUUAUAAAGAUGGAGAAAUAAGGAAGCAAGUUUUGGUUGUUGUUACAUCUGGCUGGUCGGUUAUGUGCUUUGAUCACAACCUUAAAAAGCUUUGGGAAACUAAUUUGCAGGAAGAUUUUCCACAUGGCGCUCACCAUAGAGAGAUAGCAAUUACUAUAAGUAAUUUCACACUAAAGCAUGGAGAUGCAGGGCUAGUGAUUGUUGGUGCGAGGAUGGAAAUGAAACAUCAUACCAUGGAUUUCUUUGAACAGAGCUUGCUGUCUGAUAAAAUUGAGGAGCUGCACCAGAAAAAUGCAAGCGAGAAAGAGACCUCUGGAAACAAUGCAUCUGUAGAUCUGCGCCAUUUUGCCUUUUAUGCAUUUGCUGGUCGUUCAGGCUCAAUACGCUGGACUAGGAAAAAUGAAAAUGUCCAGGUGGAACCUUCUGAUGCUUCACAGUUGAUUCCCCAACAUAACUAUAAGCUUGAUGCACACGCUUUGAAUAGUCGUCAUCCUGGAGAGUUUGAAUGCAGAGAAUUCAGGGAAUCAAUUCUUGGAGUAAUGCCUCAUCGUUGGGAUAGAAGAGAAGAUACUUCCUUGGAGCUUGCACAUUUUAGAAAGCACAAAAGAAAACCACUGAAGAGAAUGACGGGAAAAUCCUCAACAAAUCCUUUGCAUCUACCUGUUGAAAACAAUCCUCCUGGGAAGGAUUCAUCUAAUAAAAUAGCCAGGGCAAUUGGGAAAGCUGCAAGUUAUGCUGGCUCAGCAAAAAAAAAUAAGAGGCAUCUUUAUAUUCCUACCAUAACAAAUCAUACUCAGCUUUGGUGGGUUCCUAAUGUUGUUGUUGCACAUCAGAAGGAAGGAAUAGAGGCUGUUCACCUUGCAUCUGGAAGAACAAUUUGCAAGCUUCAUCUUCCAGAAGGAGGCCUUCAUGCUGAUAUUAAUGGAGAUGGAGUUUUGGACCAUGUUCAGGUGGUGGGAGGAAAUGGAGUUGAAAGAACUGUUGUGACUGGUUCCAUGGAAGUGUUGAAGCCCUGCUGGGCUGUUGCUACUUCAGGUGUACCUGUUCGGGAGCAGCUUUUCAAUGCUUCUAUCUGCCACCAUUCACACUUCAACCUAUUCCAGCAUGGAGAUUUUGCUAGGAGUUUCGGCAGGACAGUCGAUUCAGGUGCCGUGGAAGUCGCAACUCCAUUACUGGUACGCAGAGACGAUGGGCAUAAGCAUCGGAAAGGAAGUCAUGGUGAUAUUGUCUUUUUGACAAGCCAUGGAGAGGUUACUUCAUACUCCCCCGGCGUGCACGGUGAAGGUGCCACUUGGAGAUGGCAGCUCACAACUGGUGCAACAUGGUCAAAUCUUCCAUCUCCAUCCGGAAUGGCGGAAGAAGCUAAGAUUGUGCCUACCUUGAAAGCUUUUUCUUUGCGAGCACAUGACAACAAAGAGGUGAUAAUCGCCGGCGGCGAACAAGAAGCUGUGGUGAUCUCUCCUGGAGGCAGCUUUUUAUCUUCAAUUGAAUUGCCUGGCUCUCCUACACAUGCCUUGGUCCUGGAUGAUUUCUCUGGGGAUAGUUUCACUGACAUUAUUCUUGUUACAUCCAGUGGAGUCUAUGGCUUUGUGCAGACCAGGCAACCUGGAGCUCUUUUCUUCAGCACUCUUGUUGGUUGCCUGAUCAUUAUCAUGGGAGUCAUUUUUGUAUCGCAGCAACUGAAUUCAAUGAGCAAAGGUAAACCAAGGGCUUCCAGUGAAUACAGGUGAAAUUCCUGGUAAUUGGAAAUCGCUAGAGUAAGGCUUUGUUUGGGACGGCUUUCUUACAGCUUCUUGAAGUAGCUUUUUAGUUCAAAAUUUUUAAUUUUUGAACUAAAAAGCUGCUUCAAGAAACAAUAAGCCGUCCCAAAUGAACCUAAAACACAAUUCGAUCAUCUUGCUGCUUGAAGAGUUGCCUAUGUGCACUGUAAUUCUGCAAUCUGCCAAAAAUAUACUUUUUUGUUGGUAUGAUUAUGCUCCUGAGAGAGGCCAUAGAAUAGUUCAAUGCAGUUCGGGGUGAUAGAAAAGAAUACAGGCUUAUAAAAUUCAUUUUGAUGGUGGUUUUAUUGUUUUUAUUUGUUUAGGUAAAUCUCUCUUGCAGUGUGUAAUGACAUUGCGAAAUAAUUGCAUUUCAAGAUUUAGCAACUUUGUAUGGAGUAGGUUUUCUUUUCACCAAAAAAUUUUAGUUAAAAAAAAAAGAUUUGAUUUUGAUAUUGUAUGCUAA
Messenger RNA from Dendrobium catenatum, 2773 nucleotides. RefSeq lists its product as uncharacterized. The record is from RefSeq and is a predicted model, not a curated record. NCBI's taxonomy places the organism in Eukaryota, Viridiplantae, Streptophyta, Magnoliopsida, Asparagales, Orchidaceae. The coding region runs from base 187 to 2280 and encodes 697 amino acids. The transcript is spliced from 13 exons.